AUGGCCAACAACGCCAGCCCUCAUCAUUACAGCUUUGUGCCCGAUGCACGCACCUCCGAAUAUCUCUCUAUGAACAAAUCUUACGACGAUCGAGCCUCUUCACCGGCACGCAAGCUUUGGCCUUUCAACCGAUCUCGUUCCUCCAGCCCCAACACCCAGGCCCAAGCCGGUCUCAGCCUCGACACCGGCUACGAUGCGCUUGGCUCCCGCAGGCUCUCCGCCAGUCCCAUCAACAGCGCCAUCAGCCCGUCGGGCUCUGGUUCCAGCUUCGUCGUCAAGAGCGUCAUCCGCGCUUCCGGAGGUGUCUCGCUCCAGACCUCGCCCGCUCGCGACCAGCGCUUCAACUCCAACAACUCCCGUCAGCACUCGUCUUCCCCCGCCGCCAAGAGGAUGACGCUCGAAGACUCGGACGAUGAAGGCCAGCAACAGCAGCUUCAGUAUCGACGAUCCAAGAGCAAGCCACUCGGCGCUGUCGCCAGUCUCGGUGUUCCGCCGGGAGGACCAGGUGGUGGUGUUGGAUACGGCACCGCCCGCUCUUCCAACGACGGAAGACCCGAGUCCGCUGCUGCCUACCAGCAGUCUCCUUUCUACCGUCCUCCCAGUCCGUCCGGCAGCAUGACCGCCGGCGAUUUUCAAAGGGGCACAAAGGAGCGCGGUCGAUCUCCGCGCAAGUCCAUCCCGGAUGGUAGCGAUAGCUUCGACCAGUCCUCUGAUCAGCGCCGUGAUGGUUCUGCCCAGUCUGCGGCUUCUUCGCCAGGUAAAAAACCCGUCGCUCGUAUUACCGUUGGACCGCAGAGUCUUGCACAGCAGCAACACCACAACCAUCAACAAGCUCAUCACCAGUAUCAGCAGCAACAGCAGCAGCAGCAGCAGCAGCAGCACGCAGCCUCUCGCGGUCCAAGUCCUGCCGCAGCUGCCCGCAACGCUGGUCUCUCCGGACCUCGCCAUUUCCCUGGCGGCCCUCCCUCGCCGUCCGGUCCGAUCUACAACCCUCAUACAGCUUCUCACGACGCUUCAUACCAGAUCCAGCCUCUCCAGCACCAACACGCUCCUCGGCAGCACAGCGCAGGUCCUACUCCCCACGAGCAGCGCGGCGACCUGAGCUUCCCCUUGCUCCCACCUCAGCAUGCACCCGGCCACGAGAGCCGGGACGAGUCGCCCAGCCGUUCCAGUCGCUUCUCCUUUGGCUUUGGCAAUCGUUCGCGCAAGGACAGCGAAAAGAGUGUUCAACGACUCGACGGCCUACCCUCGCCGGUCGACAUUCCUUUCGGCCGAUCCUCGCACUCGCCCCUUCGUUUCAGCAACGGAGAAGAGACGCGCCGCGGCUCGGUCUCGCCGGCGCGCGCGAGUCCCAACAACUCCGGCUUCCUCUCAAACCUCAUGUCCAAGUCACCUGGGGAUCGAGAGGUUAGGCAGCAGCGCAGUCAUGACGAUACGGCUCGGAGCGGCUCCCACGACGGCGGGCUGGCGGGGAAAUGGUUCAAAGGCGUCUUUGGACGUUCUCCCCGAGCGGACGAGAAGGAUUGGACCAAUGCGUCGGAUUAUACGGCCUUUCCGCUGGUGGCGGACGCACCCAGGUCAAACGAUGACGACCAGGCGUAUGCGCAGAAGCUCGCGUCCAUGCGUCAGGCACGUCACAUCGUCGAUGAGGAACGACGACGACUCAUGUUUGGUGAGACUGCACCAAGUGAUGGGCCGGCAGACGAACGCGAGUUUCGACCGCGCCAAGCGAUCGAUGAUGAGGUGGAGUUUGAGCUGGGUCGAAAGAAGAGUCCGCCAGGGAGGAAGCCUGUUCCUGCCUACUUGCCGGCCGCUACCACGCCGACGAGGAUGUCAGCCUCGCGCGAUGAGCCGAUGACCCCUGCCCAGCGCAUCAUUCAGGAGACUCGGUCAAGGGAGUUGGCACGGGAACAGAUCGAGGCGCAGCGCAAACAGGCGUUGGAUCAGCAGCGUGCGAGUGUCAAUGCGGAUCCUCGACAGACGGUUGCUGCUCGGAUCCGGUCUAAUGGUCCACCUACCCCACCGAAGGGCAUGCCGACUCCACAGCAGCAGCGCUAUCCAAGUGGACCGCAUCAGAUCACGCGAGAAUCAGCUCGAUCUGGCCCCGCAGCCCCACCCAACCAGCGGCCCACACUCAUCCUCUCCCCCGGCGCCGGCCCCAUGCCCGCCUCCCUCCCCUUGCGCGAUGCGUUGCAAGAAAUGAUGUCGCGCUUCUACCGUUUCGAACGCUACUCCGUCCCGCUCAUCCGUUCUCUCGAAACUCGUUUGCUGGAUAUCGAACGCGAUGCGAUGCUCGCUUCCAACCCGCACGCCCGUUCCUCCACCACCCAAAGCGCAGAGAUGGACGUGUGGGUGCAACAAAUGACCAACCUCAUGCGACACGAGGUGCGACAGUUGGAUGCGGCCACGCGCGAAUUGCGCGAGGCACGGGAGUUGGUGGCCACCGUCGCCAGGGGUGUGGGACCGGGUGGAGUCACGGUCAGCAACUCUGUGUCGAGUUUCGGGAGUUUGGCGGCUGUCACGGCGUCUACUUCGGGUCAUGUGCUGGCCAGCAGACCCAUGAUCUCGCCCGUGGAGGAGAAGAAGGAGCCGAGCACGACGAGUGGCGCAGACAGUGGGACAAGGGUCUCGCCGACCAAGGCGAAUUUUGGGUUUGCCAGCGAGAGCAGGAAGGAGAAGUACACGAGGGAUAGGUCGGUGAGUCCCAAUGGUCGACCGCGGUACACGUCGGUUCUCGGGCAACCACUCGGACAGGGGCAGCAAGAGAGGUUGUCGCCCGACGCAUCGACGGACGAGCAGCAGGGUGGGAUGAGGAAGGUCUCGUCGGUCGAGGACCGCCUAAAGGCACUGAUGGAAGGGGAAGGGUCGAGGGACACCAGCUACACUGUCUCUCCCUCCGUUCCGCAGGAAGAGGAACCCAAGACCGAUCCCAGCAAGGACGACGAAGCCGAGAUGAGUGGGAGCAGCGACAUUGCCGCGGCGCUCGCUGCGAUCGAUAGCAACAGCUUCCCUCGUCCCACCGCACACCAGUCGGAGCACUCGGCACACGACGUGGCCGUCAGGAAGAGCUUCUCGCACUCCUCCUCGCACUCGGGCUCUGCAUCCGAGGCAGUGGAAGAACCGCUUACCCCGACCAUCGAAGCUCCUCCAUCGCCCGCCGUCGAGACACCCACCACCCACAAGCCGGAUGCAUCCGAGGACAGUUUGCGCGGCUCCAUCCUGCCGUACAUGCGCGAAACCAGCCCGGUCAAGACACAUUUCCCCACCACCCUCGCCGUUUCCCCCGUCGCGAGUCCGGGUCGGAUCUCGCCGACCAAGCUGUACGCACACAAAUUCGCCCCUUCCUCGCCGUCCACCAGUGCAAAAUUGGGUCUGGUCGAGAAGAAACGUUUUACCCUUCCCGCCGCUCCUUCACUCGGGUCAGUGACGACGGUGCCAGCCAGACAGGGAGGACGGAUCAGUAGAACGCCGAGUUAUACCUUCGACGAUGCGGCGUGCGUCAAUGGCCCAGCGAGCGCCGCGUUCGGUGUCGGCAAGGGGAGACCCGUGGGUCAUAGGGCCACGCUCCAGGAGCGCGUGGCGUUUUUUGACGCUGGAAAGUAG
Kalmanozyma brasiliensis GHG001 is the source of this 3603-nucleotide messenger RNA. RefSeq lists its product as uncharacterized. The transcript has a single exon. Bases 1 to 3603 code for a protein of 1200 amino acids. Lineage: Eukaryota; Fungi; Basidiomycota; Ustilaginomycetes; Ustilaginales. The record is from RefSeq and is a predicted model, not a curated record.